This is a messenger RNA of Babesia bigemina, 918 nucleotides long. RefSeq lists its product as hypothetical. Bases 1 to 918 code for a protein of 305 amino acids. NCBI's taxonomy places the organism in Eukaryota, Apicomplexa, Aconoidasida, Piroplasmida, Babesiidae. The record is from RefSeq and is a predicted model, not a curated record. The transcript has a single exon.
AUGGUGUACACUUCGUUGACCGAAGUCCCUCACAACCUCAAGGAGGGCAUUGACUGGCUGUUAGCCCUGAAGGGAACUGAUGGCGAAAACAACUUGAAGGCUAUGGCUGGCGCAGUACACCAUCUGUUCUCAAAACACUCUGCUAGAUAUCAGCAGUUGCCAGCUUUCGAGAAAAUUAAAAGCGUAGCCAAGGAGUUCCUGCAGAAACCGGAGCUAAAAGACGAUUUGCUCGUGAAGAAAUUGCUUAGUAGAUUCUAUACUCCGGAUAGUAGGGAAAAUACAGGGUUUAGGCGCUACUGGCAUUACCACUAUGAUCAGGAUGGACGCGUGGUAGGAGCCAAGGGUGCCACACCUGAAUUCAUCGAGCAGACCUUGAGCAAAUUUAUUGAUGGAUGCGCCAAAAUAUUGGAUGAUAUCAAGAACCCCGAUGAAUAUAAGUCUGCCUACAGUUCAGAAGCGACUUGGGAAGCAUCAUGCGCAAAAGACCCGGAAACUUGCGCAGUGGUACUCGUCGGGAUUGCGCCUAUCUUGUAUGCAGGUCUACAAUCCUUGCGUACUACAGCCGAGUUUAAAGUAGGACCAUUUCACACGCACACAACACAUAGGAAUUUGGGGGACAUGUUGAAAGCCCUGGGUUACGUGGACCCGGAAUGCCGCAAUGGUAUGAAUGGUGCAUAUAUACACGACACUUUUAGAGUGUUGGAUAAUGAUGUAAUUCAUAAAAUGUAUGAUCUUGCCGGAUUCAACAUUUUCUAUGGAUCUGAUAUUGUAGAGAGUCUGCCAGUUGAGCAACCUGUGGAAGCUGCACAACCUGUUGUUGAAGAAGCUUUAGUAGCUGAAAAAUCUGUGGAGCCUGUAAAAGCUGCAAAAUCUCGAAAACCUGGAAUAUUACGUAAACUCAGAAAAGCUGUGAAAUAA